AUGGACCUUCCUCGCCUGCACUUGCCUGGGAGCUGGACACGCACUCAGUUUUCUGGUCACUCGAUGGAGUUUGGGAAUGCGGGCUUUUCUGAGCUACCGCAAACCGCACCAUUCCGUGGAAAGGGGGAUAUUGUUCCCAUUACACAGCGAGAUAAGAACGACAAGGCCAGCUACACGUUCAAAUAUCAAUCCGACACGUAUCUCUAUAAUCCAGUAGACAACUCGUUUGCACCAAUAUCGUAUCCUUCCGACUCUAAACCACCCCUAUCGACGUUUAAUGCACCUCAAAACAAGGCAAAAUGGAUUGGAAUCUCAACCGCCGACGUUGACAAACUCACCACGCUCUACGGCAAAAACGAGUUUGAUAUUCCCAUCCCUACCUUUGCCGCUCUCUUUGCAGAGCAUGCAGUCGCGCCUUUCUUCGUCUUCCAACUUUUCUGCGUUGCCCUCUGGUGUUUGGAUGAGUACUGGUAUUAUUCCAUAUUUACUCUCUUCAUGCUCGUCAUGUUCGAGUGUACUGUUGUUUGGCAACGCUUGCGUACUCUCAAAGAGUUUAGGACCAUGUCCGUGGUGCCCUAUGAUAUUCAAGUUUAUAGAAGCGGCAAGUGGUCCGUCUGUAGGACCGAUGAGUUGAUUCCAGGAGACGUCGUUAGUAUUGCCCGACCAUCCGCAGACCAGUCCAUCCCAGCGGAUCUACUACUUCUCCAGGGCUCAGCAAUUGUCAACGAGGCCAUGCUCUCCGGCGAGUCGACCCCGCUCCUAAAAGAGUCUAUCGAACUUUUUGAACCCAGCACGCGUCUCGCUAUUGAUGAUGGUGGCAUGCACAAGAAUUCUGUUCUCUUCAGUGGUACCAAAGUCCUCCAGGUUACAGCCAGUUCGGCCGCCGCAACGACCAACGGUGUUACAUCUGUUCCCUCCAUACUCCCCAAGACUCCAGAUGGAGGCGCCCUGUGCACUGUUCUCCGAACAUCUUUCGGAACCUCACAAGGACAGCUCGUCCGCACCAUGAUCUUCUCGACAGACAGAGUCUCUGCAAAUAACCUGGAAAGCUUCUUGUUCAUUGGCUUCCUCCUCAUCUUUGCAAUUGCUGCUAGUGCUUACGUCUGGGUCAUGGGUAUCGAACGGGGUCUCAAGAAAUCCAAGUUGCUCCUCGACUGCGUGCUAAUUAUCACAUCCGUUGUCCCACCGGAGUUGCCUAUGGAGCUGAGCUUGGCUGUGAACACUAGCCUGGCUGCACUAUCCAAAUUUGCCAUCUUCUGCACAGAACCUUUCCGUAUCCCAUACGCCGGAAGGGUUGAUAUCUGUUGCUUUGACAAGACCGGAACAAUCACCGCAGAGUCUCUUGUGCUUGAAGGUGUCGUGGGCAUCAACCCGGAAGAUCCUCUGGCCAUGGUUGACGUCAAGUCGGUCGAUGUCAACACGACCCAUGUUCUGGCUACGGCCCACGCUUUGGUCAAGUUGGAUGAGGAGAUUACCUCGUCUGCGGACAUCAAGAAGGCAAAGUCUGGCGACGUGACGAUUGUCGGCGACCCGAUGGAAAAGACGACACUCGAGGCACUUGGGUGGCAACUUAAGAACAACGAUAUUGUUGAGCCGUCUGCGAGUAUUGCUUCUCAUGGUCGAACGCUUUCUAGCGUUCAUAUUCGCCGGCGUUUCCAAUUUAGCUCUGCGUUGAAGCGCAUGAGCACUGUUUCGUCUAUUGGUAAAGGUGGUAAACUCAUGGUCUCUGUCAAGGGCGCUCCUGAGACGAUUAGAGGAUUCUUAAAGGCCGGAACUAUUCCUCAUUGGUACGAUGAAACCUACAAGUGGUACACUAGGCGUGGAAGCCGCGUGCUGGCUCUUGCCUGGAAGGAGCUCGGUGCUAUGGGAGCUGACAAGAUCAACCAUCUUCAACGUGAAGAGGUCGAAUGCCAUCUUACAUUUGCGGGAUUCUUGGUCUUCCACUGUCCUCUCAAGCAAGACGCCGUUGAAACCCUGAAGAUGUUGGCAGACAGCUCGCACAGAUGUGUGAUGAUUACUGGUGAUAAUCCCUUGACGGCCGUACAUGUUGCCAAAGAGGUGGAGAUUGUUGACCGCGAGGCAUUGAUUCUAGACCAGCGCGAAAAUGCAACCCGAGACGAUGACCUGGUCUGGAAGAACGUGGACGAUACAAUUAUCAUUCCCGUUGUUCCAUCUGCCCCUCUGGACACAACUCUCUUCGACCGCUACGAUAUUUGUGUUACCGGUGCUGCUCUGCGACAGUACGAGGGAAUCCAUCAAGCCUCAUACGAGAUCCUUGUCCAAAACACCUGGGUUUAUGCACGUGUUUCACCGUCGCAAAAGGAGAGCAUCUUGACCACGCUCAAGGCUUUGGGCUAUAUCACACUCAUGGCAGGGGAUGGCACAAACGAUGUCGGCGCGUUGAAGCAGGCACAUAUCGGUGUUGCUUUGCUCGACGGUACUCCUGAAGAUCUCCAAAAGAUCGCCGAACACGCCAAGAUUGAACGCAUCAAGAGUGUCUACGAGACGCAACUCAAGUUUUCGCAACGAUUCAAUCAGCCUCCUCCACCCGUUCCACCCAUGCUUGCAGCUCAGUACCCUGAGCUUGUCCAAGCGCAGGAGCGCGCAAAGGCAGAUCAAACUGUGGCCCGUAGACAGAAUCCAUUGGAGAAGUUUGAUAUGGCGUCGAUUACGGACAAACUUGCCGAUCUCGAAGACGACAAUGAGCCACCAAAGAUCAAGUUGGGAGAUGCAUCAUGCGCCGCACCGUUUACAUCCAAGCUCUCUAAUGUUGCCGCGAUAUCCAACAUUAUCCGCCAAGGUCGUUGCACGCUCGUAGCCACCGUCCAGAUGUACAAGAUUCUGGCGUUGAACUGCUUGAUCACCGCAUACAGUUUGAGCGUGCAAUACCUCGACGGCAUCAAGUUUGGUGAUUACCAGGUUACUAUUACGGGUAUGCUCAUGUCCCCCAUUGAGCAACUCUCACGUGAACGACCAUUGGGAAAUAUUUUCAACUUUUACGUUGUUCUCUCGGUCCUGUUGCAGUUUGCGAUCCACAUCGCAUCCCUCCUCUACAUUACCAACUUGUCUUAUAUCUUUGCACCGCGCGAAGGUCCCAUCGACCUCGAGGCCAAGUUUGAGCCUAGCUUGCUCAACACUGCCAUCUAUCUGCUCGGUCUCUCACAGCAAGUCUCGACGUUUGCAAUCAACUUCCAGGGGAGACCAUUCCGUGAGGGCAUUACGGAGAAUGGCGCGCUGUACUGGGGACUCGUCGGAGCUGCGGCUGUAGCGUUUUCUGGUGCGACAGACUUUAUUCCCGAGCUCAAUCGUCCACUGCAGAUUGUGGAAAUGGAGAUGCCGUUCAAAGUCCGCCUGACGCUCGUGAUGAUUGGAGACUUUGUUGGAUGCUGGCUUGUGGAGGUUGCGUGCAAAUGGCUGUUUGCAGAUUUGGCGCCGAAAGCCAUUGUCACACGUGGGCGAGAACGGCGUGAAGCCAGGCGAUUCGAGGAGCUCAAGGCCAAAAUUGCUGCGGACACGGCCGCGCGUGAGCAGAGGGAGGCAGAACAGGUUAAAGAGGCCGAAGCGCAAUUGGAGAGUAAAAAGACUCGAUAA
Molecule: messenger RNA, 3591 nt
Organism: Serendipita indica DSM 11827
Lineage: Eukaryota; Fungi; Basidiomycota; Agaricomycetes; Sebacinales; Serendipitaceae
Source: the annotation of a GenBank genome assembly